AUGAUGAAAGGCGGUAUGAAUGCACCGCCGUCGCAUCAUAACCAAUACCACUACCACCCGCAAUACCAAGGUAGUGCUUCGCUGAGCCACCCGGUAGGUUACGCUGCGGCCACGCAGCGUCCCCAGCAACGUUUCGGUGCAGAGGGCGCGCGGCGGACUGGUUCUAUGGCGGGAGGUGCCCAAUCUGAAAAGACCGCCAAAGAUUAUAAAACAUGUCCCUUCGUUUCAACUGUGCAUUCACAUCCUGGAUUUCAGCCACAGACGAUCGGCAAAGGUGCUGGGGUGGGUGCUCGUCUGAUGAAACCACCAAACCCACCAGAAAAGCCUUUAAUGCCCUACAUGAGAUACUGCCGUCGUGUCUGGAACUCGGUAAAGGCCGCACAUCCAGAUCUAAAGCUAUGA
This is a messenger RNA of Arctia plantaginis, 402 nucleotides long. The record is from the annotation of a GenBank genome assembly. NCBI's taxonomy places the organism in Eukaryota, Metazoa, Arthropoda, Insecta, Lepidoptera, Erebidae.